AUGCAGUGCUAUACGGAGCUCCUCCCCCCAACGGGUGUAAGCCAUGCAUUGGCGAUCCCAUUUCUUUCAGCAUCAGCCGACAAUCUGAUUGUGGUUCGAUCAUCUCUCCUGCAGGUGUUCUCCUUGCGAAAGUCCUCACCUCGGCGGCUUACUGAAAGCACCGAGACCCACUCGACACACCCAUCAGACACCAAGCUGGUCCUAGAAAAAGAGUACUCUUUGCCUGGCUCAGUUACUGGUUUGAGCCGGGUCAAGCUACUGAACACUAAAAGUGGCGGAGAAGCCAUUCUAUUGGCUGUUCGCAAUGCAAGGCUCAGCUUGAUUGAGUGGGAUCCUGAGCGUCACAAUAUUUCAACCAUAUCAAUCCAUUAUUACGAACGAGAUGACUUAACUCGAAGCCCAUGGCUACCAGACCUGAGCCGCUGUCCAAGUAUCCUUAGCGUGGACCCCAGCAGUCGAUGUGCAGUGUUCAAUUUUGGAGUCCGCAACCUGGCCAUUUUACCAUUCCACCAGGCAGGAGAUGAUUUGGUCAUGGAUGACUACGACCCUGAGCUUGACGAAGAACGCUCAGGUCUGGGUACUGGCAAUGGAGCAGAUCAAGAGAACAGCAAGCAUGACUCAACAUAUCAAACUCCUUAUGCUGCCUCGUUUGUUCUACCAUUAACAGCCCUGGAUCCCUCGUUGUUGCACCCAGUUAGCCUUGCAUUUCUUUACGAGUAUCGAGAACCGACUUUCGGCAUUCUCUAUUCCCAAGUCACAACAUCCACCGCACUAGUUAACGAGCGAAAAGACGUCAUGUUUUACACCGUCUUCACACUAGAUCUGGAACAACGAGCAUCAACGACUCUCCUUUCUGUUUCGCGGCUUCCAACUGACUUGUUCAAGAUUGUGGCACUCCCACCUCCCGUGGGAGGUGCUCUACUAAUCGGUACGAAUGAGAUUGUGCACGUGGAUCAAGCCGGUAAGACCAAUGCCGUGGGAGUAAAUGACUUCUCCCGCCAGGUCUCCUCAUUUUCCAUGAGCGACCAGUCAAAUUUAGCCUUCCGUUUGGAGGGUUGUAUGGUGGAGCGCCUCGGAGGCGAGAGCGGUGACGUUCUGCUGGCACUAGCUUCUGGCGAUAUGGCAUUGAUCAAAUUCAAGCUCGAUGGGCGAUCGGUAUCGGGUAUAACAGUCCAUUCUCUACCAGCUCAAGCGGGCGGAAAUCUAUUGAAUUCGUCUGCCUCAUGCUCUACUUGUUUUGAUGAUGGUAAUAUCUUCCUCGGUAGUGAGGAUGCAGACUCUGUGCUCCUGGGGUGGUCGAAUUCGUCCAUUUCUUCCAAAAAGUCACGGCAGAUAUCAAAGCAGGGCAAUGAUGAAGUUGAAGUUUUUUCCGAAGAAGAUCAAAUGGAAGAUGAUGUCUAUGAAGAUGACCUCUACUCUUCAGCUCCUGAUACCACCCAGGCUGACUCGAGCAUCAGUUUAGGGAACUCAACACCUGGAUUUUAUAACUUCCGAUUGAACGAUCGGCUCACCAACAUCGGGCCCUUGCGAGACAUUACACUGGGUAAAAGCUCAAGCGAUCCGACUGGGGAGGGGGUUUCAUCUGAGCUGGAGUUGGUGGCAUCACAGGGCUCUGAUAGAGCUGGCGGGCUUGUUGUCAUCAAACGAGAAGUUGACCCUCUUACAAAGAUAUUCCUUCAAAUCGACGACGUCGAUGCAGUUUGGUCGGCUACCAUUACUGAGGGCAAAAAGGGACUUUUAAAUGUUAAUGACUCUUCUCGACAUUUUGUUAUCUUCUCACGUCCAACGGAUGUGGACAAGGAAGUAUCUGAGAUUAUGAUUGUCAAUGGACAGGAACUAGAGCCGUUCAAAGCCCCAGAAUUCAACCCGAAUGAAGACUCCACUGUUGAGAUCGGAUCGCUGGCAAACAGUACCCGUCUUGUCCAAGUAUUGCAGAACGAGGUUCGAAGCUAUGAUAAAGACCUCGGAUUGGCACAGAUAUAUCCCGUAUGGGAUGAAGAGACAGAUGAAGAAUGCGUGGCUGUGAGCGCGCGUUUCGCUGAUCCAUACCUGGCCAUUUUGCGAGAUGAUGCUUCUAUUUUGCUUCUCCAUGCAGAUGGAAGUGGCGACCUCGAUGAGAUAUCUCUUCCAGAUGAGUUAUCUACAUUGAAGUGGCGUUCAUGCUGUCUUUAUCGCGACAAAGAUGAGAUAUUCAAAGUACUCGGACUGAGAACAUCUAAUUCUAAUGAAAGCGUGCUUCUGUUUUCACUCAGCUCUGAGUACAAACUUUCGAUAUUUAGUGUGCCGGACAUGAAGCUUUUGUCAGUCCUCGACGGUGUCGACUGCUUGCAACCUCUGCUAUCGACGGAUCCGCCCCGACGAGCAAACACACGAGAAUCCUUGAAAGAGAUUCUCGUGGCUGAUCUCGGUGAUCGGUCAUUUACUUCGCCAUAUUUGAUUCUUCGUACCGACAAUGAUGACUUGAUUGUUUACAAGCCUGUGAUCACAUCGUCAGAUCAAGAUCCCGAGACAUCGAAUCUGCGAUUCUUCAGGGAAUCCAAUCAUACCUUGUCGAGGCUUUCUUCGGGAUCGUCAUUCACAGAGCUUUAUAACCAACAACGUGCCCAACCACUACGGGUCCUAUCGGAUAUGUCAGGGCUCAGCACUGUUUUCAUGCCUGGAGAAUCGGCUAGAUUUAUUGUGAGAACCGCCGCUAGCUCACCGCACUCAGUCCGUCUUCGUGGAGACUACAUACGUUGGCUGACUUCCUUCAACUCGAGUACGACUGGGUGUGACAAUGGAUUUAUCUACAUCGACGCCGAGCACAAUAUUCGAGGCUGUCAAAUACACCCAGAUACGCAGCUUGACUACUCUUGGACACUACGCAAGGUGCUAUUGGAAGAGCAAGUCGAUUUCUUGACCUACUCGACAGCUUCUGACACCUAUGUCCUUGGUACAAGCGUUAAUGUGGACUUUAAGUUGCCAGAAAAUGACGAGCUCCAUCCCGAAUGGCGCAAUGAAUCAACCUCAUUUCUCCCAAAGGUCCCCCAGACUUCUGUCAAUGUCAUUAGCCCGAAGACCUGGACCAUUAUAGACAGCUAUCCCCUUGAACUAGCCGAACACAUCACUGCAGUGAAGAAUGUCAACCUCGAAAUUUCCGAGAAUACGCACGAGCGUAAGGACCUAAUUGUUGUCGGAACGGCAAUGGCCAAGGGCGAAGAUAUCCCAGCUCGAGGGUGCAUCUACGUCUUCGAGGUGAUUGAGGUCGUGCCCGACCCAGAGAAGCCAGAGACAGGCCGCAAAUUGAAACUGAUUGGCAAGGAAAGUGUGAAGGGUGCUGUGACAGCACUGUCAGGCAUUGGGGGACAGGGAUUUAUCAUCGUGGCCCAGGGGCAAAAGUGCAUGGUCCGGGGUCUGAAAGAGGACGGGAGCCUUCUCCCUGUGGCGUUUAUGGACAUGCAAUGCUACGUCAAUGUCGCCAAGGAACUCAAGGGAACUGGACUGGUUCUUCUAGGCGACGCAGUGAAGGGCCUCUGGUUUGCAGGAUACUCGGAGGAUCCUUACAAAAUGACACUCUUCGGCAAGGACCCGGAGUACCUCGAAGUGGUGGCAGCAGAUUUCCUCCCAGACAGCAACAAGCUCUACAUGCUAGUUGCCGACAGCGAUUGCAACCUGCAUGUAAUGCAGUACGACCCAGAAGACCCUAAAUCAUCCAAUGGUGAUAGGCUACUCAACCGAAGCAAGUUCUACACAGGCAAUUUCGCCUCAACAGUCACUCUCCUUCCUCGCACGAAGGUUUCCUCAGAACAGGUCGAGCCUACAGAAGAUGAAAUGGACGUGGAUGGAAGCAUCCCGGCACACAACGUGUUGAUCACUUCUCAGAACGGAUCGUUAGCGCUCGUCACGUCGGUGGUAGAGGAGAGCUACCGCCGACUAUCAGCUAUGCAGUCUCAAUUGGCUAGUACACUCGAGCAUCCUGGUGGAUUGAACCCACGGGCUUUCCGUGCAGUUGAGAGCGAUGGUACUGGUGGACGAGGAAUGGUUGAUGGCAAUCUGGUACGGCAAUGGCUAAAUCUGGGCAAACAGCGCCAAACGGAGAUCGCGGGUCGGAUCGGCGCAACAGAGUGGGAGAUUCGGGCCGAUCUUGAGGCCAUCAGUGGAGACGGGCUAGGAUACCUAUAG
Molecule: messenger RNA, 4161 nt
Organism: Penicillium taxi
Lineage: Eukaryota; Fungi; Ascomycota; Eurotiomycetes; Eurotiales; Aspergillaceae
Product: cleavage/polyadenylation factor CFT1
Exons: 9
Coding region: 1-4161 (1386 amino acids)
Cellular component (GO): nucleus; mRNA cleavage and polyadenylation specificity factor complex
Molecular function (GO): protein binding; nucleic acid binding
Source: RefSeq, a predicted model, not a curated record